Molecule: messenger RNA, 612 nt
Organism: Trematosphaeria pertusa
Lineage: Eukaryota; Fungi; Ascomycota; Dothideomycetes; Pleosporales; Trematosphaeriaceae
Exons: 1
Coding region: 1-612 (203 amino acids)
Source: RefSeq, a predicted model, not a curated record
AUGGGUGCUGUGUUGGGCGUUGCGUCCCUUGCCCUCGGCUCAGGAGCCGUUCCUCUCGACCUGAACAAUCUCAACAACGGUCAUCUCUCGCUGCAACUCAACAUCGACCUCAACCAAGACGCCUUCGGAGCCAACGCCUUCGCGGCGAACGAUCUCUUCACCUUCACGUCUCUCCACUCCAUCCAAGCCACCCCAGACCAAGUCGUCAACGACACAACACCGACGGGUGGUCUCGCCGGUGCCUCCGGGGUUUUCAACUUCGGAAUUAACUCGCACGCCAACAUGAUUUGUUACAACAUCACCCUGCACAAUUUCCAGGGCGAGUUCGAGUCGCCAGCCGACACAGCGACACACAUCCACGAAGCCGCGCGCGGUGCAUCUGGCCCGCCCCGCAUUGCGUUCCCCAACCCCGAGCCGAUCGACGAGGCGGGCACUGUUCGCAACAGCGCUGGAUGCUUGAAGGGGCCUUUCGUAACGGGCGUGAUUAUGGAGGAGAAGGAUACGGGAGAGGGUUUCCAUGUCAGCCAGAUCGAGCAGAAUCCUGCGGCUUUCAUGGCGGACACGCAUUCGAGCCUUGCACUUCCAGGUGCUGUUCGAGGGCAGAUUGCUUGA